Molecule: messenger RNA, 2321 nt
Organism: Mizuhopecten yessoensis (Yesso scallop)
Lineage: Eukaryota; Metazoa; Mollusca; Bivalvia; Pectinida; Pectinidae
Exons: 9
Coding region: 21-2054 (677 amino acids)
Source: RefSeq, a predicted model, not a curated record
AUGAAAUACAUUCAAUUGUUAUGCAUAACAGUGGAAAUAUGCUAUAUGAUGGAAUGAUCGAAAUGAGAAAUUCUGAAGAUGCAGACAAACAUAUGGUGGUGUAUUCGCGUGUAGAAGACGAUCUUACAGACAUGGGACGCAAUUUCAGUUUCAUUUUUGGAAUCAAACACCUGAUUACGACCGUAAAUGUGCAGCUAUUGUCCCACAUUGGUUAUAUAAACGAUGUUUAUUUCACCGGCACAGACAUUCAAUACCUUAACGCAGACAACGAGAACAAAGAUAUCCGAGUUAAAGGAACGAUUAACAAUGCAUUGACGGAAGCGGCGUUUGAGAUUAUGUCACCAAUAAAACUAAUGAGGUUUUCCGGACAAGUCCAUACAGAUAGUCCAUAUGGGAUAUAUUUGCACAACACGGUGGAUGAGACGCCAAUGGUUUUGGAAUUAAACGUUGAUCCAACCCAACCGUACAUUGAUGGAAGAAUUGAAAUUCCAGAUAGAGUUAUUUCCCUUGAAGUGUAUUUUAUCAACGACACUUUUAUGAGGGCUGCCAUUUACCGUGAAUAUUCCACAGGAAGAGUAAAUGAUACAUCAAUUACAAUGCGACUUCAUUCCUCCAGAAUAAUUAGCACAAGCAUAAACUGGAGACCUGCUCUUGUCCAGGAUAUAACGAACUAUGGACUAAGCUUAACAACACUCUCUGACAUUUCUAUGCCUUUGAGAGAUCUGGGAAACUCCGUCAGUGAAGAAAUCGACUCAAAAUAUAAUUACAUUAGACAAUAUACCUUCUCAGAACUUGCCACUAUUUCACGAUUGUCUGUCGAUAAGAUGCGGGAAGUUCAACAAAGCAUUGUCGUUCUCAAGACAAGAAUAAACCAGGACUACGUAAUGGCCGAUUUCAGCAUGAACAUGGCGGUCGUAGAUUUGUUGAUUGAUCGUGUAUCACAGCAUUACACCACAGCAAUAAACAGAGUCGACGAGUUUUCAAAUUGGAUGGAAACUGCUGCUUCUGUACAUGUUUCAUACCCCAACAAGGCUAUUGUUGAUACAUACAUUCAGUCAGAAUGUGCAAUGCUGGAGAUUACGAAACAAGAAGUACUACGGCAAAUAGCUGCAAAGAUUCGCUUAUUUCCCCGAACGCUACAAGACGGCUAUGUCUCUGUUUUGCAAUACCACGAUUACGUCAGAGAUUCAACUGCAGCAAUGACAGAUUUAAUUGAUUUUAAGUAUACAGCCUUCCGGCACAUAUGGGCUGAUGUCUGGAAUGCCAUAAAUGCAUUCGCUAGUCUUUCCGGAUCAAACGUCACGAGGAGAAUAGAUAAUGUAAAACAGGCCUUCAGUGACUUACAAUCGACAGGUGUUGUUCUGUUUGACCCAGUUAUUGGUGAGCUCGAGACUGAAGUACACUUGCCCAUGGGUGUGGAUUCAUUGAAAUCCCUUCCAAAUGUCAACCUCACACAUUACUUCACUGGAUUGACGUCAAUGAUGGGAUCUGUAAGAGAAGCUACAUCUAUAUUGCAAGAUUUCUUUGAAGUUGAUGUGAGAUCUUUCAUUCCACCAUUUACAGCCUCUGCUUCUAUAUCGAAUGGGCUGGUCAAAACGUUUGACGGAACUACUUACACCAUUGGAGGCAAAUGUGACUACCUCCUGGUUGGAGAUUUGACAGAUGGAAACUUCAUUGUUUAUAUGGAGAAUCAGGGGAAACAGAGAGUGAAGAUCGUGCUAACAACACACCAACACACAGUUCAAAUCUCUCCUCGGAAACAGGUCCGCAUUGAUGGUGCCUUGGUCAUACUACCAUACCGCAGUCACGAUGUAUACGUCACAAAAAUCGGUGGUACUAUCAUCCUGACCGGAAGUGGAUUUAGUUUGCAGCAUAACAGUAAAACAGAAUCAUAUCAUUUUUCUCUGAGUGGAUGGUACCAUGGAAAGACAGGUGGAUUGUUUGGAACCUAUGACAACGAACCAUAUAAUGACUUGAUGGCGUCUACUGGCAAAAUUUCAAGGAAUAUCACUGAAUUUAGUAAGACCUGGAAACUCAAUGAGCAAUGUACAUGAGCUGAUAAAUAUGUGGUAGCACUAUAUAUAAACCAAAGCUAGUUACAAAUCGGUCGUAGAAUCUGUCCAAUACCAGAUGCAUUGUCACAAGAUAUUUUGAUAUUAUGUCAUUGCGAAUUCUUACACCAUUUUGAAUUAUAAUUCGUUGUCAAUAUCCAAACAGUAAGAGUAUUCGUCAAUGCAUGCAUUACAUAAUAUAGAAAACCUGGUCUUAUUCUCCUUGUAAUUAUUAAAUGGUCUCAAUGUUUAUAUUUCAUUUGUUCAUAU